AGUAGCGCGAGCGAGACAGAGCGAGUAAGAUGGCGGCGGGAGUCGAGCAGCUCGCUGCACCACAUCAACUCCGGGCUACGGCGGGACACGCUGUCGUCUGAGCUGCCCAGCACAACACAACUCUCUACCUCGUUCGUAUCGCGAUCGCGAGCCUCGACUGCGUGCACCAGUGUCCCUACUGUAGCCCCCAGUGUUCGCGCGCGCGCACAGUGUUGGAAGGAUAUACCGGACGUUCGCUCGCUCCCGAUGAUGUAGUCUCGUCGACGACGGCCCAGUCGCAGCUUUCUGCUAAUCCGAGUCUUCCGCUGAGUACCUAGUGUUCCCUUCGAGUUUAGGGAUCAUGGCAGCGGUCAACGCGAACGCCCUGUCCAGCGACAUCAGCAGGCGCAAUCCCCAGGACGAGUACGAGCUCAUCCAGAGGAUCGGCAGCGGGACCUACGGCGAUGUUUACAAAGCCAAGAGACUCUCCAUGAAUGAUUUGGCUGCCAUCAAGGUCAUUAAACUUGAGCCUGGUGAUGACUUUGCCAUCAUUCAGCAGGAGAUCCUUAUGAUGAGGGAUUGCUUGCAUCCCAACAUCAUCGCUUACUACGGCAGUUAUCUCAGGAGGGAUAAGUUGUGGAUAUGCAUGGAGUACUGCGGUGGUGGAUCGCUCCAAGAUAUUUAUCACAUUACGGGUCCAUUAACUGAAAUACAAAUAGCGUACAUGUGCCGAGAGACGUUGCUUGGUCUAGCUUACCUUCAUGGUAUGGGCAAAAUGCAUCGAGAUAUUAAAGGUGCCAAUAUUUUGCUCACCGAGGCUGGUGAUGUCAAACUUGCCGACUUUGGAGUUUCAGCACAAAUAACGGCAACAAUAAACAAAAGAAAGAGUUUCAUUGGCACUCCUUAUUGGAUGGCUCCAGAGGUAGCAGCAGUCGAGAGGAAAGGAGGUUAUAAUCAACUUUGCGAUAUCUGGGCUAUCGGUAUAACGUCAAUAGAAUUAGCAGAAUUACAACCUCCUAUGUUUGAUCUCCAUCCGAUGAGAGCACUAUUCCUAAUGUCGAAAUCUGGUUUUAAACCGCCGACAUUGAAGGAUCGCGACAAAUGGAGUCAAACGUUUCACAGUUUUGUAAAAGUAGCGCUGACUAAAAAUCCUAAGAAAAGGCCAACAGCAGAAAAGCUUCUGCAGCACGCGUUCUUCCAAAGCGAACUGAUGAGUAAACGACUUGCUCUGGAGUUACUGCAGAAGGUUUCGAAUCCUAGCCACAUGUUCGCAGAGUUGGAGCCUGAUGAGGAUGGUGCUGUACCUAAUGUGCCACAGCGCAUCGCAUCAAGGCAUACAGCAAAGUCAAGACCAAAGAGCCCUUUUUCACAAUUAGACAGCGAUGAUCGACUUAACUUAGACGACGGUACACUGCAAAGGGAUUCGACGACGCCUUCAGUUGAUAAUAGUCCAGCAUGGGAUUUCUUAGACAUCAUGAAUAACGUUAAGACUGUUCAUAACUGUGAUGUGCAUCCAGACUAUGGCAUCGGGUCCGCAUUCGAGGAUAGCCAAGAAAAAGCGACAUUACCCCUUGGCGAAACGUCGAACGACUGCGAGGUUCACCGAGGUUUCUACGGCAACUUGUCAGGGUCGCAAGCGAGUCCGAGACGGCUGCACAGCUCGAUGGAGGAGCUCUCGGGCAGCAGCUCGAGCGGCGUCAGUGGAGUCGGAGGUGCCGGUGCUGCGGUCCUGACUGUUGCUGCCGCAGCCCAGAGCGGUCAGCGUCAGCGUUCGCUCUCCGACAGCGCCGGAAGGCGCGACGUCUCCCCCCAGUCCAAUGGAGAGAACGAAGUGUCGGACAACGGUGAGGAGGGCGUUGGACCCGACCUACUCUCGGACACACCACCAGUACCACCACGAAGGAGGGACAGGAAGCGGCACACGCCACCGAGGCCGAUUAGUAAUGGACUGCCGCCGACGCCAAAAGUUCACAUGGGAGCUUGCUUCUCAAAGGUAUUCAACGGGUGUCCUUUGAGAAUACACUGUACGGCUAGUUGGAUUCAUCCGGACACGAGGGAUCAGCACCUUUUAAUUGCCGCCGAAGAAGGAAUCUACAACCUCAAUCUGAACGAGCUGCACGAGACCGCGAUUGAUCAGUUGUACCCAAGGCGGACGAUUUGGAUGUACGUCAUUAAAGACGUAUUAAUGUCUCUAUCAGGAAAAACACCACAGCUCUACAGGCAUGACCUCUUAGCAAUGCAGAGCAAGCAAACGCACAGGUUUUCGCUGCACAUGAAUAAAAUCCCGGAGAGAUUAGUGCCCAGGAAGUUCGCGCUUACCACUCGCGUGCCCGACACAAAAGGCUGCACCAAGUGUUGCGUAGGUCGAAACCCAUACAAUGGGUACAAAUAUUUGUGCGGGGCGUUGCCAGCAGGAAUUUUUCUAAUGCAGUGGUACGACCCAUUAAACAAGUUUAUGCUGUUAAAAUACUUCGAAUGUCCACUGCCUUCGCCAUUAAACGUUUUUGAAAUGAUCAUAACGCCGGAAAUGGAAUACCCGAUGGUCUGCGUUUCGGUCAAGCAAGUUUUUCAUCAAAAUAAAUUGAAACUUGACCUAAUUAACAUGAACUCAGGAGCUAGUUGGUUCCAUAGCGACGAAUUAGAAGAGAUGGACGGUUCUGCGACAGUCAUUCCACGAAGAGAAACUCUUCAAGUAGUUAGUGUAGCGCAGCUUGAAAAAGAUGCCAUUCUCGUUUGUUAUGAUAAUUUGGUGAAAAUAGUAACUUUGAGUGGCAAACCGCGGACGAGUAAGAAACAAAUGGCAGAGCUGCAGUUCAAUUUCCAAAUUGAAUCUACAAUCGUCCUGCCGGAUAGCGUUCUUGCCUUUCAUAAGCACGGAAUGCAAGGUCGCAGUUUCAAGAACGGCGAGAUUACGCAAGAAAUCAGCGAUCCAAGUCGAACCUACAGACUGCUGGGUUCCGACAAGGUUGUCAUGCUGGAGAGUCAUUUAGUGCACACUGGCACGUUGAACGAGAGCGAAGGCGCUGAUCUCUACAUCCUCGCGGGUCACGAAGCGAGCUACUAAUUUUACUAGAAGAUAAUGAAGCUGCGCAAAAGCACGAAGCUUUUAUAUUUUGUCCGUGGAGAGCAAAGAUAAUGUGAGACGAUUAAAAAAAUCGCAGCAGACUGCAAUAAGUAGACUGUUCUUAAAGAGCUGCUGUACGACACAGCGGCCUGUAAGUAUUAUAAUUCGAUUUCGUGAAACUUUAAGUGAAAUGCGAAAUCUCCAGCAAAAAUACUCCAUUUAAGCCGUAAACGUUAAUAAUACAGCUUUGAGGUGAUCGAAGCUUUUGCAUUCCGCGAAUCUUUGAGUUAUUUUGACGACACGACGAAGUGCCGAAGUUCACGGGCCAUGGGGGUUAUACGACGAUUUGAAGAUCGGAUACUGGAAAAGGGAGCGAUGAUGAUCUACGUGUAAACGUAACGGUAAAUUAUAAUGAUGGUGAUGAUAAGCUGACUAUAUUGAACGAUGAGAAAAGAGCGAACGUAUCGUUGUGAGUAGCAAAAAAUUGGUCAAAGCCGCAAAGUUAGAUAAACUGUCUUCCCCAUUCUUUAGAAAGAGUUAUCAAACUCUACCUCGUAUUACGUAGCUCGCCGACAUAUCGACGAAAAGUGAAACUUUUGAGUUUACAAUUGUGUAUUGAUCUUUGAUUUCGCAGUGAAUUAGAGGGACAAAAAAGACAUUGGACAAUAAAAUGAUGUUCAACAUAAUAAAAAGAGCUCUUAGUUUUCAAAAAAGUAAUACCAGAGAAAAAUAUAUAAUUUUGAAGAAAAAAUAAUCAGUAUCAUAAACAAAUCGUAUAAUUAAAACAAUCGUAAAACGUACGAGUCUAAAGUUUACAAAUUAAAGUUUACAAACUUCGACGACGCAAAAGAAAUCUCUGCGGCUGAAGCAGAUUGUUAUAGAAUUGAAUAGAAAUGUAUAAACGGAAAAAGAAAAAUUAUGCAGGUAAAAAAAAAACAAUUGAUAAUAAAAAGGUAAACAUUUUAAAUGAAUAGCAUCCCAUAGAUGAAGUAGGAAGACUAGCACUGCGAUCAAAAGUACCUGUCAGCAUCGACCACAAAUUAUAAACAAAAUGAAAAUAAUAAAACAAGGUAAAAAACGGCUUUGCCUCCGCACAAUCAUACCAAAUGAUAUUUUAUUAUUCGGGCAAGACGUCAGAUGCCCUAGGAACUUGGAAAUCAACGAAUGCAAAAGUUUUGUCGCUGCGGGAACAGUACAAAAUUUAGAAAGAUUCAAACUUAGGGUAUUCAUGCAAACUAAUAAAGCAAACGCUUUAAAGUGUUCCCGGAGCAACAAUAGAGCUUAAACAAGGCAUUAACUCCAUGAAAGUUUAUUUCCAAGUCCUACAAGAGGUAAAUCGUAUGAUGUAGAGCAGACAGAGAUAAAAUAUAUAUUUAGAAGCGCUCGGAUAGAGUUGAAUUUCAAUUUCAAAAUUUUAAAAAUCCUUAAAAAAUAUUUAUUCUAAUUGUCUAUUUAAUAAUCAUAGCUUGUGUAUAAAUUAUUUUUUAAUUGAUUUUUACGUUACAUUUUUAAGACAAUCUUAAAUUUUAGAAUAAAAUUUAUUCCUAAAUAUUUUUCGAUAACAUAAUUGCAAUAAAAAAAAACGACAAAAAGAAUAAAGAAACUCUACGCGUCUCGCGUAUUUUGAGGCAUCGCGAAAUUCACCUCGCGAUCAUCCGAGCAGGGAUUAGCAAAGAGAUGUGUUCUAUUCUUUCUAAGCAAGGGAGCCGACUCGCGAAUUUUCGAGACGAAAAGAUGCGUGUGCGGUAGUCGUUACAAUGUUAGCGAAGGGAGUCGGGAGAUCGAAUUCAAAGAGAGGAAUCAAGACAAAAAUAGAAAGUCAAGAUUAGCAAAGUACUUAGAUUUAGGAGAAAAAAUACGUCGUUUAGAAGCGUAGAGAGAGAGAAAGAGAGAGAAGAGCGUUUUAGAGAAUGA
Nasonia vitripennis (jewel wasp) is the source of this 4957-nucleotide messenger RNA. RefSeq names its product mitogen-activated protein kinase kinase kinase kinase 5 (gene hppy). Lineage: Eukaryota; Metazoa; Arthropoda; Insecta; Hymenoptera; Pteromalidae. Gene Ontology annotation, molecular function: MAP kinase kinase kinase kinase activity; ATP binding. Bases 341 to 3043 code for a protein of 900 amino acids. The record is from RefSeq and is a predicted model, not a curated record. Gene Ontology annotation, biological process: protein phosphorylation. The transcript is spliced from 18 exons.